Molecule: messenger RNA, 899 nt
Organism: Pogoniulus pusillus (Red-fronted tinkerbird)
Lineage: Eukaryota; Metazoa; Chordata; Aves; Piciformes; Lybiidae
Gene: GRP
Product: gastrin releasing peptide
Exons: 3
Coding region: 109-561 (150 amino acids)
Biological process (GO): neuropeptide signaling pathway
Molecular function (GO): neuropeptide hormone activity
Source: RefSeq, a predicted model, not a curated record
CUCCGUAUAAAUGGGGGGCGGCAGCAGCGGCGCUUCGUCGAGACGGAGCCGCGGGCAGAGGCAGCCCGCAGCGAAGAGCGGCUCAGCAUCGGCCCCGGCAGCGACAGGAUGGGCGGAGGCGGCCCACGGCGGUCCGGUGCGCUGCCGCUGCUGGCGCUGGCGCUUUUGGCGGCGCAGGGCAGCGCGGCCCCGCUGCAGCCCGGCAGCUCCCCCGCCAUCACCAAGAUCUAUCCCCGCGGCAGCCACUGGGCUGUGGGACAUUUAAUGGGGAAAAAGAGCACGGGAGGUUUUCCUUACGUUUACGAGGAAGACAACAAGCCCCCGCUUUCGGCUUUACCUGAGAAUCUCAAGCAGCUGGAAGAUUAUCUGCAGUGGGAAGAAAUCUCAAAAUACUUGCUGCGGCUGCUGGAAGGGAAUGAAAACAAAAGCACUCACUUUUUAAAAGGGGGGCUUCCCUGGUAUGCCAGGAACAGCUGGGAGAGGGAUGACACCAGCAGCUGGAAAGAUAUGAUGGAUUAUCUGCUUCAAGUUGUGAAUAUGAAAGAGAGUGCUCCGAGCUGAAAGAAGGUCUCUAAACCGUGAAGAGAUGGAAUACUUUCCACAAGAGACUGUGUUUCACAAGCACUCGGUCAUAUCAGAUAAUCAACAAGGUCUCUUUCUGUAAACACGAUUUCCAUGGUGUGAAAUACCUAAAUACACAUACUCUUGUGUGUUUCAGCAACGACUACAUGCUACUUCAUUUUCAAGGUUGCAUUUUCUCACUUGAAUGGCUUUGAUAUUCUUAAGUGUCAUGGAAGGGUCUUCCAAUUAAUUAUCUGACUUACCUAUCCAAUCACUUCAUCUCCUAGUCCAAAUCUACAUGGCAUUUCCACAGUCACAAUAAACAGUACUGAUAAAAA